This is a messenger RNA of Colletotrichum higginsianum IMI 349063, 924 nucleotides long. Its product is annotated as Oxidoreductase. Gene Ontology annotation, molecular function: oxidoreductase activity. The transcript has a single exon. The coding region runs from base 1 to 924 and encodes 307 amino acids. The record is from RefSeq and is a predicted model, not a curated record. Lineage: Eukaryota; Fungi; Ascomycota; Sordariomycetes; Glomerellales; Glomerellaceae.
AUGUCUGGACAGCAAGGACGCAAGAUCGCCAUCGUCGGCGCCAGCGGCAACAUCGGCGGUCUCACCCUCAACGCCCUCCGCGAGAGGGGCAUCCACACCAUCACCGUCCUCACCCGCGCGGGGUCCUCCGCCACGUUCCCCUCCGACGUGACCGUCAAGAAGGGCGACUACUCGGACGAGUCCUUCCUCGCCUCGGCCUUCCGGGGCCAGGACGUCGUCGUGCUCCAGCUCGGCUUCGACAGCUUCAUGACCGGCCAGGCGCCGCUCAUCCGCGCGGCGGCAAAGGCCGGCGUCAAGUGGGUGCUGCCCACCGAGUUCGGCUCCGACCCGGCGCCGUCCAAGCUGCUCGACGCCAGCCCCCUGGUCUCGGGCAAGAAGCAGUUCCGCGACCUGGUCGAGGAGCUGGGCAUGAGCUGGAUCGCCGUCGUCAACAACCCGUGGUUCGACUGGUCCCUCGGGCAGGGCUUCUGGGGCAUCGACGUCGCGAAGCGGUCCGCGCGCCUGUUCGACGGCGGCGAGACCAAGUUCGUCACGACCACCAUCGGCACCACCGCCAAGGCCACCGCGGGCGUCCUCAGCCUGCCCGAGCCGGAGUUCGAGGCGUUCCGCAACAGGCCGGUGUAUCUCAAGUCGUUCCACGUCAGCCAGCGGGACAUGCUCGGCAGCAUCCUGCGCGCGACGGGCACCGAGGAGAAGGAUUGGAAGGUCGAGGUCCAGGAUGCCGCUGCUGUCGUUGCCGACUGCGAGGAGAAGGCGAAGCAGGGCGACCAAUUCGCGUCUCUGGUUGGGUUUUACGUCAACCACAUGCGCGAGGGCUGGGGCGGUGAUUACAAUGAGAAGGUGGCCGAUAUGGGCAAGCUCGGUGUUGCGGAGGAAAAGUUGGAUGAGGUUGUCGCGAGGGUUGUCAAAGAGAUUGGUCAGUGA